AGGGGAAUCCUCUGUUGUGGUAACGCCUCGCCGCGCCUCCAGCAGCAGUCGUGGCCGCUUCGUGGAGGGGACCCAGCGCCGGUUCCUGCGAGCAGAACGGUCACCACCGCGUCCAUAUCAGGUCAUCGCUGCCGUCCUCGCCGCUGCCACGUGCAAAGUGUGGAGCUCCCCCGGGGAGGAUGAAUUCCAUGGCCGACCUGUCCCACCUUCUGCCACCGGCCUCGCUGAGCGACCUGGCGCGUGCGUGGCUGCGGGAGGACUCGCCUGCCUUCGACUACGGAGGGCUGGUGGUGGGCGAGCGCGACGAGCGCGCCGUGCUGCUGUGCAAGACGCCCGGCGUGUUGGCUGGGGCACCAUUCUUCCAGGCCGUGUUUCAUGAGCUGGGCUGCAACGUCGAGUGGUUCUACCACGACGGGGACAUGCUGCUACGGCAUGCCGGCGAGGCACCGUGUCGCGUUGCGGUGGUCACCGGCAAGGCGCGGCACCUCCUCCUGGCAGAGCGACCCGCACUCAACUGUCUGGCCCGUGCCAGCGGAGUGGCCACGGCGGCGCGGAGGGCCUGCGAGACGGCACGAGCGGCGGGCUGGGCCGGCCAGGUUGCGGGAACGCGCAAGACGACGCCGGGAUUCCGCUUGGUGGAGAAACACGCGCUGCUGGUGGGCGGUGCUGCCACUCACCGAUAUGACCUCUCCUCCAUGAUCAUGCUCAAGGACAACCAUGUGUGGUCGUCUGGCGGGAUAACACAGGCCGUGCGUGAUGCGAAGCGCGUUGGUGGAUUCAGCCUGAAGGUGGAGGUUGAGUGUCGCACACUGGAGGAGGGGCGGGAGGCAGCCCGGGCGGGGGCGGAUGUCAUCAUGCUGGAUAACGUUGCUCCACCCAUGCUGCACACGCACGCGCAGACACUGAAGAGCGAGUUUCCAGGGGUGGUGGUGGAGGCGAGUGGGGGCGUAACGGAUGAGAACCUGCUGCGCUACCUCGGACCCAGCGUGGACAUCGUGUCGCUGGGUUCCCUCACGCAGGGCUACCCAGUGGUCGACUUUUCGCUGAAGGUAUCCCGAGAGACGGGUGUCCUGGGUGAAAAUGCCGUGCGGGGGGCAGCUACAUACUCUGCUGGCAAUGGGGGGUCACCAUCACCACCCUCCUCCAGCGCAACCACACCCUCCGCUAGGCGCAACUAUGCCUUCUAGCCGGACGAAUGUGGGGGCUAUUAGUGGGAAAACCACAGCGAUAUCCAUGAGGCAUUAAGACCCCACCCCCGAUUCACAUACCACAUGCUGUGUAGUUUGAUUUUCAGUAAAAGUGCAAUCGUCUCAUAAACCCCAGUGACGAAGAGAUAUUGCGAUUUGACUUUUUACGUGAGAUAGGAAAUCUUUAGCACGAACCAGAAUAAAGUGUUUGUACUACUUAAAAAUUAGUUGUGGCCAAACCUGCCUUCAUACGUUCAAUGCAAUGGAGCGACAUAUCAGAGUUAGUGACUGAUCACGGCCAGAAUUAAUUUGGCUUGAAGUACGUGGCAAAGUAACUCUGCGUUACACAGUGCUGCAUCGGAGCCGAAUUCAGUAAUAACACAGCGAGUUAAAAAUGUUUUCUUAAUCUGUGAUGCAUGCUUGCUUUCCGUCUUUAUUUUAUAAUGUAAUGAUUUUUAAAAUUUCCAUAUCAUUGAUUUUCUAUACCUUUCAGUCACUUUAAUGUUUGUGUUUCUCAGAUCGCAAAGGUACAGGGAACAGUAUUAAUGAGCUACCUCUUAAGUAAUGGGGAUGAGGUUUCAUCUCGUCCUAUAUGUGCCUUACCUUGCUCUGGCUUAAGCAUCUACAUUUCAUAAUUGAUACGGUUUACCUUUGAAAAUGCAAAGCUGGACAAUCACACACGAUAUAUUUUCCUUUAUAUAUAAAUUUGCUCAAUGCCAUUAUUCGUAAGAAAUAUACACUAAAAAGCAAAACCUUUAAGUGCCUGUGAUUUUGAAUGUUUUAAUAAAAUUAGAUUUUGAUUA
This is a messenger RNA of Lethenteron reissneri (Far Eastern brook lamprey), 1990 nucleotides long. RefSeq names its product quinolinate phosphoribosyltransferase (gene QPRT). Gene Ontology annotation, cellular component: cytoplasm. The record is from RefSeq and is a predicted model, not a curated record. Lineage: Eukaryota; Metazoa; Chordata; Hyperoartia; Petromyzontiformes; Petromyzontidae. Gene Ontology annotation, molecular function: nicotinate-nucleotide diphosphorylase (carboxylating) activity. Gene Ontology annotation, biological process: quinolinate catabolic process; NAD+ biosynthetic process.